GUCAAUUUGGGCCGUUCACUUGGUCACAUGGCAUUUUUUAUAUUUUUUUUUAUGACAUGGCGAGCACUACUUAAAAAGAUACUUAUCUGGACUUUUUUUUUUAUGACAUGUCAUCUUCAUCUUCUUUACGCAAAAUCCCUCCAAUGGAUUCCUGCAAACUGGUCUCUCAUCUUCACCACCUGCAAAAUCGAUCUUAACCCAUUUCUUCUUAUUCUCUGAAUGCUCUCUCAUCUCCACUCCAUCUACAAAAUCGAUUUUAACCCAUUUCUUCUUCUUACGUGAAUGCUCUCUCAUCUCCACUCCAUCUACAAAACUGAUCUUAACCCACCCAUUUCUUCUUCUUCUCUUUUCUCGAGAAACUGGGUUUCAUUGAAAACUCAAACCUGGCAGAUCUUACCAAAUCAAAAUAACUCUUCAAUAAACAAUACCAAUCAAACUCUAAUCAAAUUUCAACAAAAAUACAAUCAAACUUUAAUCAAAUUCCAACAAAAAUGCAAUCGAAUUAUAAAUCAAUCUCCAAAUAUAUUAACAACUGGAAAUGGAAAUCGAAAGAAGAACGCAAAAACAAGAACCAAGCUUUCCCAGCAAAGCUGGGUUCGGUUGAAGGCUGGGUUCCGACGAACCCAGCCUUGGCUGGUUGCGAACCCCCCAGCAAGGCUGGGUUACUGAGCAAGGUUUCAACGGAACCCAGCAAAGCUGGGUUCGACGGAACCCAACCUUGCUGGGUUCGUCGAAACCCAGCCUUGGCUGGUCGUGAACCCAGCAAGGUUGGGUUUUAAUGGAACCCAGCUCGACGGAACCCAGCCUUGCUGGGUUCGUCGAAACCCAGAUCUGCUGGGUUCCGAUGAACCCAGCCUUGGCUGGUCAAUGAACCCAGCAAGGCUGGGUUUCAACCCGAAGGAAAGAAAGAGAAAAAAAGAAGGGGAAGAAGAGGGAUUGGGAGGGUGAAGGUGAGGAUGAGGGUAAUAAAGUAAUUUUAUAUGU
Rubroshorea leprosula is the source of this 984-nucleotide messenger RNA. The record is from the annotation of a GenBank genome assembly. NCBI's taxonomy places the organism in Eukaryota, Viridiplantae, Streptophyta, Magnoliopsida, Malvales, Dipterocarpaceae.